Molecule: messenger RNA, 1755 nt
Organism: Epithele typhae
Lineage: Eukaryota; Fungi; Basidiomycota; Agaricomycetes; Polyporales; Epitheliaceae
Product: dihydroxy-acid dehydratase
Exons: 19
Coding region: 1-1755 (584 amino acids)
Biological process (GO): branched-chain amino acid biosynthetic process
Cellular component (GO): mitochondrion
Molecular function (GO): dihydroxy-acid dehydratase activity
Source: RefSeq, a predicted model, not a curated record
AUGUCUGACGGCGACGUCCAGAUCCACUCCAUCCCGAAGCCCGCCGAGGGCGGCGCGGUGCUCAACAAGAUCUCCAGUCAGCUCACACAGGACAAGCGCCGCGGAGGCGCCCAGUCGAUGAUGCUCGGCGCGGGCCUGGAGGUCGACGAUCUGGCGAAGCCGCAGAUCGGCAUCUCGCCCGUCUGGUGGGAGGGAAACCCGUGCAACACCCAUCUGCUCGACCUUGCGAAGCAUGUCAAGCAGGGGUGCACGAACGAGGGUCUUGUCGGGCUGAUGUACAGCACCGUCGGUGUCAGUGACGGUAUCACGAUGGGUACCGACGCUAUGUGCUACUCGCUCCCCAGUCGAGACCUCAUCGCAGAUUCCAUCGAACUGCUCACCAUGGCACAAUAUCACGACGGCAAUGUCUCUAUCCCUGGAUGCGACAAGAACAUGCCCGGCGUCUUUAUGGCCGCCGUACGCCAUAACCGUCCCACAAUCUUCAUCUACGGCGGCACGAUCCAGCCGGGUGUAUGGCACGACGACUGCCCUGCCAUGAACGCGAAGAAGGGCGAUCAGACGAACAUCGGCGAUGUGUACGAGUCCUACGGCGCGUACGCAACCGGCAAGAUGACCGAGGAGCAACGUCUCGACCACGUCCUCCACGCAUGCCCUGGUCCUGGUGCCUGCGGUGGUAUCGCCAACACCAUGUCGAGUGUCCUCGAGGUCAUCGGUCUCUCCCUUCCCUACUCUGCUAGUAUCCCCGCGACGUACCCCGAAAAGGUCCAGGAGUGUCUCAAGGUCCCCAAGUAUCUGAAGCGCCUCCUCGAGCUCGACCUCAAGCCGAGGGACAUUGUCACCCGGCAGUCUUUCUUCAACGCCAUGACCGUCGUGAAUGCCAUUGGCGGCUCAACCAACGCUGUCCUCCACAUGCUCGCCAUGGCUCGUGCCGCCGACAUCGACCUUAGCAUCGACGACUUCCAAAUGAUCAAGGAUAGGACCCCAUAUCUCGCUGACCUCAAGCCCUCCGGCAAGUACAACAUGGAGGACCUGCACAAGGUCGGCGGUAUCCCCGCCGUCAUCAAGUACCUGCUCAAGCACACGAACCUGAUCGACGGCACGCAAAUGACGGUGACGGGAAAGACCCUCGCGGAGAACGUGGCGGACGCGGCCGACCUCGAGUUCGACAACCAGGACGUCGUCCGCCCGCUGAGCAACCCGAUCAAGGCGACCGGUCAUUUGACCAUCCUCCGCGGCAACCUCGCACCCGACACCGCAGUCGCGAAGAUCACCGGCAAGGAGGGUCUCCGCUUCGAGGGUGUGGCCAAAUGCUUCGACUCCAUCCCGCCAUUCUUCACCGCGCUGGAGCGAGGCGAGAUCACCGCCGGCAUGGUCCUCAUCUUCCGCUACCAGGGCCCCAAGGGCGGCCCAGGGAUGCCCGAGAUGCUCGGCCAGACCGCGGCGCUCAUGGGCGCGGGCCUCGGAGGCAAGACCGCGCUCGUCACCGACGGCCGCUUCUCCGGCGCGUCGCGCGGGUUCAUCAUCGGCCACGUCGUCCCCGAGGCGUUCGUCGGCGGUCCGAUCGCGCUCGUCGAGGACGGCGACAAGAUCGUGAUCGACGCCGAGACUCGCGCGAUCGACUGGCUCGUGAGCGACGAGGAGAUCGCUCGCCGGCGCGCGCUGUGGAAGCCCAGGGAGUACCGCAUCAAGCGCGGGGUGCUGUACCGCUACGCGAGGGACGUUGCGCCCGCGAACUUUGGAGCAUACCUCGAUUGA